UGACUUACUUUUCUCGUGGCGAUUAUCUAUAUACGUUCUAGUGCUUUUUACUAGGGUUUGCUUUAAAGACUGUAGUACCUGUUCAAAAUGGACGCAUUAAAAGUUUUAAUUUUUUCGGCGAUAGUUCUGAUCGCGGGUGCAAACGUUCUGCCGCAUGCUACUCACUGUGAGUACAACAACAAAAUCUACCAGGCGGGUGAGCACAUAAGCAAGAACCCGUGCAUGCCGUGCACGUGCACGCCCUCGGGCAACGUCGCCUGCGCCAUAAUAGACUGUGCACCUGUCAUGUGUGUGGACGCUGAACAUCAUAAAGACCAGUGCUGUCAUGUCUGCCCAAACGGACCAAACUGUAAAGUGGGUGACACGAUCAUCCCUGCCAACAAGGACUACCAGGUUGAUGCCCACACCACGUGCAGGUGUUCCAUGGACUUCUCGCAUAUGUUUGGACCAAACGCGCAUAAAGCGAUAUGUACGAAACGUAUCACGUAAUUCAGACAGAUGAACUACAUUGUAACAAUUAAAACGAAAUUUGUAAAA
Messenger RNA from Gigantopelta aegis, 537 nucleotides. Its product is annotated as von Willebrand factor C domain-containing protein 2-like. Gene Ontology annotation, cellular component: AMPA glutamate receptor complex. The coding region runs from base 88 to 489 and encodes 133 amino acids. Lineage: Eukaryota; Metazoa; Mollusca; Gastropoda; Neomphalida; Peltospiridae. The transcript is spliced from 2 exons. The record is from RefSeq and is a predicted model, not a curated record. Gene Ontology annotation, molecular function: protein binding. Gene Ontology annotation, biological process: negative regulation of BMP signaling pathway.